Molecule: messenger RNA, 7484 nt
Organism: Sciurus carolinensis (gray squirrel)
Lineage: Eukaryota; Metazoa; Chordata; Mammalia; Rodentia; Sciuridae
Gene: Tspoap1
Product: TSPO associated protein 1
Exons: 31
Coding region: 830-6541 (1903 amino acids)
Biological process (GO): neuromuscular synaptic transmission
Cellular component (GO): mitochondrion
Molecular function (GO): protein binding
Source: RefSeq, a predicted model, not a curated record
UCUCGGGGCUCCGGGACUGUAAGGGACCCCUGCAGUCCCCCGAGCUGAGGCUAGCAGGGACAGAGACUAUGAGGCAAGCAGCCCAUCGACCCAGGCCUCCUUAGGACCAGCCCGGCCACCCAGCAAGCGAGUGAGCAGCAGCCGAGAGGAGCGGGAGAUAAAGACCACAAGGAACCAUUGGGGAUCACCCCCAGCAGCUCCUGAGGACCCUAGCCAGGCUGAGGGGUCAUGAUGGAUAGCCAGACUCACAGAUGCUGACAGAAACACACCGAUACCGAUGCACGCAGCUGCACAAAACUGACACACUCAGAUACAACCAGUGACAGCAUCACACACUGCCACAGCCCUGCAAUACAGACACCCCCACACACAGAAACAACUGGCAACUCCGAAACCAACACAGACAGUGACACACAACACCACAUUCUUCAACACACACAAGUGGGGGCACCCAUCCACCAAACACAUACAAGACAGCGUUGACCUGCAGGGACAGACCUGGAGACACACACGCAUACCCUCACCCAGGCACUGCUGGUGGUGGCCUCUGCACAUCCUCCCCACCCCCACGGGGACACCCUCGCCUCCCCAUAUACUCGAGCACACACACAAGCACAUACCAACAUACUCCCAGUUCCAGCUCCGGCAGCCCUGACGCCUUCUGCAGCCUCCUUCGUGGGUGGGGAAGGGCUCAGCCAACCUUGGAUGGAACCUCGGUGAAGCCAAGAGCUCAGAGGGGAAGGGUCUGGCCUGGCAUGACCAUUGAAAGUCCCCUCAUUUGGCUGGGUGAUGUUCCCUGGCCUGGGUUCUGGGGCUCCUUGGCAGUAUCAUGGAGCAACUGACAACCCUCCCUCGGCCUGGGAACCCAGGCACCAUGGAACCCUGGGCACUGCCCGCCUGGCAGAGAUGGACUCCGGGCCAGGGGGGCGAUCCUGGAGACACAGCCCCAGGCACUGCUGACACUCCGAUAGUUCUGCAGGUUGGAGAACUGAGGCCUGAGGAGAGCUCCGAGCCUGAGGGAAUCCAGAGCCCCAGGCCCAUGGGGGGCAUUGACCCUGAAGGAGCAGAGGCUGGUCUGCCCAGCCUGGGGCAGCAAGCAGUGAUCUCUGGUCGUGGUUGCCUGAGGCUGGAGGAUGAAGAGGUGGAGGCUUUGACUAAGGCCAAGCUGAACAUGGGCUUCGGUGAUAGACCCAAUCUGGAGCUGCUGAGGGCCCUGGGGGAGCUGCAGCAGCGCUGUGCCAUCCUUAAGGAGGAAAACCAGAUGCUGAGAAAGAGCAGCUUCCCUGAGACAGAGGAGAAGGUGCGGAGGCUGAAGCGGAAGAACGCAGAACUGGCGGUCAUUGCCAAGCGCCUGGAGGAGAGGGCCCGGAAGCUCCAGGAAACAAACCUGAGGGUGGUAAGUGCUCCGGUGCCUGGACCAGGGGCCAGCUUGGAGUUUUGCCGGAAAGCCCUAGCCCGCCAGCGAGCCCGGGAUCUCAGUGAGACAGCCAGUGCACUGCUGGCCAAGGACAAGCAGAUUGCUGCCUUGCAGCGGGAGUGCAGGGAGCUGCAGGCCAGGCUCACUCUGGUGGGAAAGGAGGGUCCCCAGUGGCUCCACGUGCGGGACUUCGACCGGUUGCUGCGCGAGUCCCAGCGGGAGGUGCUGCGGCUGCAGAGGCAGAUCGCCUUGCGCAACCAGCAGGAGCCGCCCCAGCCACCGCGGCUCCCGGGCUCCACUGCCCGGGCCAGAGCAGGGGCGCCAGCCCCGGGGGCCCCGGGAGAGGCCACACCUCAGGAGGAUGUGGAGAGCCCACCCGUGGUCCUAGGGGAGCCUGAGAAACAGCCAAGGGUGCAGCAGCUGGAGUCUGAGCUCAGCAAGAAGAGAAAGAAAUGUGAAAGCCUGGAGCAGGAAGCCCGGAAAAAGCAGAGGCGAUGUGAGGAGCUGGAACUGCAGCUGAGAGAAGCCCAGAAUGAGAAUGCCCGCCUGGUGGAGGAGAACUCUCGGCUCAGUGGGAGAGCCUCGGAGAGGGAGCAGGUUGAGUGGGAGAAUGUGGAGCUGAGGGGCCAGCUCCUGGGGGUGACACAGGAGAGGGACUCAGCCCUUCAAAAGAGCCAGGGCCUGCAGAGCAAGCUGGAGAGCCUGGAGCAGGUGCUGAAGCACAUGCGGGAGGUGGCCCAGCGGCGGCAGCAGCUGGAGGUGGAGCAUGAGCAGGCUCGGCUCAGCCUGCGGGAGAAGCAGGAGGAGGUUCGCCGGCUGCAGCAGGCCCAGGCAGAAGCCAAGAGGGAACAUGAAGGGGCUGUCCAGCUGCUGGAGUCUACCUUGGAUUCCAUGCAGGCCCGGGUUCGAGAGCUGGAGGAGCAGUGUCGCAGCCAGACGGAGCGCUUCAGCCUUUUGGCACAGGAGCUCCAGGCUUUCCGUCUGCACCCAGGCCCCUUGGAUCUGCUCACUUCUGCCCUGGGCUGCAGUGCCCUGGGGGACCACCCACCACCCCCCUGCUGCUGCUCCACCCCCCAGCCCUGUCGGGGUUCUGGCCCCAAAGACCUUGACCUCCCGCCGGGCUCACCUGGGCGCUGUGUCCAAAAGUCUUCCGAGCCUGCCCCUGCCACCCUUAUCGGGGUCCCUCGAAGGACAGCCAAGAAGGCAGAGUCUCUCUCUAAUUCCUCUCGCUCUGAGUCAAUCCACAACAGCCCCAAGUCAUGCCCUACACCAGAGGUGGACACAGCCAGUGAGGUGGAGGAGCUAGAGGUGGACAGUGUGUCCCAGCUCCCAACAGCCCCAGAGGGCAACCCAGGAGGAGCCAGGAUCCAGGUCUUCCUAGCUCGCUAUAGCUACAACCCCUUCGAGGGUCCCAACGAGAAUCCAGAGGCAGAACUUCCCCUGACAGCUGGAGAGUACAUUUACAUCUAUGGCAACAUGGAUGAAGAUGGCUUUUUUGAAGGGGAGCUCAUGGAUGGCCGAAGGGGUCUGGUCCCUUCCAAUUUUGUAGAGCGUGUGUCUGAUGACGACCUCCUGACCUCCCUCCCUCCGGAGUUGGCUGAUUUGUCCCACAGCUCAGGCCCUGAACUCAGUUUCCUGAGCGGAGGUGGGGGUGGCAGCAGUAGCGGGGGCCAGAGCAGCGGGGGACGUAGCCAGCCCAGACCGGAGGAGGAUCCGGGGGAUGAGCUCAGUCUGAGCCCCUCACCGGAGGGCCUGGGCGAGCCUCCUGCUGUGCCUUAUCCCCGCCAUCUGGUGGUCCUCAAGCAGCUGGCCCACAGUGUGGUGCUGGCCUGGGAGCUGCCUCCUGAACGUGUAGAACUACGUGGCUUCCAUAUCUGCGUGAACGGGGAGCUGCAUCAGGCCCUGGGGCCCGGGGCACCUCCCAAGGCUGUGCUUGAGAACUUGGACUUGCAGGCCGGGCCCCUCCAUCUUUCUGUCCAGGCCCUGACCAGCAGGGGCAGUUCCGACCCUCUGCGCUGUUGCUUGGCUGUGGGUGCUCGGGCUGGGGUGGUACCUAGCCAGCUGCGGGUCCAUCGGUUGACAGCCACGUCUGCUGAGAUCACCUGGGUGCCCAGCAAUAGCAACUUGGCCCAUGCCAUCUACCUCAAUGGGGAAGAGUGCCCGUCUGCCCGCCCCAGCACCUACUGGGCCACCUUCUGCCACCUGCGGCCUGGCACGCUGUAUCAGGCCCGAGUGGAGGCUCAGCUCCCUUCCCGAGGGUCCUGGGAACCAGGCUGGGAGAAGCUGGACCAGCGGGCUGCCACGGUGCAGUUCACCACACUCCCAGCAGGCCCACCUGAUGCCCCCCUGGAUGUACAGAUUGAGCCAGGCCCCUCCCCUGGAAUCUUGAUCAUUAGUUGGCUCCCAGUCACCAUCGAUGCUGCUGGCACCUCCAAUGGCGUCCGGGUCACAGGCUAUGCCAUCUAUGCUGAUGGGCAGAAGAUCAUGGAGGUGGCGUCACCCACAGCAGGCAGCGUGCUGGUGGAGUUGUCCCAGCUGCAGCUGCUUCAGGUGUGCCACAAGGUGGUUGUGCGGACCAUGUCGCCCCACGGCGAGUCGGCUGACUCCAUUCCAGCCCCUAUUGCUCCAGCUCUGACUCCAGCCUGCUUGCCAGCCAGGGUCUCCUGCCCCUCACCACGACCAAGCCCAGAGGCCAGAACACCCCUUGCUCCAGCCUCCCCAGGACCUGGGGACCCCAGCUCUCCCCUCUGGUGUCCUGCCCCCCAUGGAACUCAAGAUCCCCCAGGAGGCCCCCCUGCAAGCCCUUCCAGAGAGAUGCCAAAAGGACCCCAGGAGGAACCUCCAGCACCUUGCUCCCAGGAGGAGGCUGGGGCAGCUGUCCUAGGUGCCUCAGAGGAGAAGAGGACCAGCGAGCCAUCCCUGGGUGAAGGAGGCCCUGAUCCUGCAGUUCCCUUCCUGGCCAAGCAGGAGGCCACGUGGACAGCGGGAGAGGCCAGCCCCACAGCUGGCCCCACUCAGGCAACACCAGCCCAGAGGAUGCCAAGUACUGAGACCUGCUGCGGAGGAGAAGCCGGACCUGGGCUGAGACCCAGGGCUGAGAGAGAGGACAUGGCAGAGCUUGGGGUUCGUCUGGUGAACUCCCUUGUGGAUCAUGGCCGCAACUCAGACCUUUCAGACAUCCAGGAGGAGGAGGAAGAGGAGGAGGAGGAUGAGGAGCUGGGUUCCAGGACCUGCUCCUUCCAGAAGCAGGUUGCUGGCAACAACGUCAGGGAGAAUGGGGCCAAGUCCCAGCCUGACCCCUUUUGUGAGACUGACAGCGAUGAGGAGAUCUUGGAGCAGAUCCUGGAGCUGCCCCUCCAGCAGUUCUGCAGCAAGAAGCUCUUUAGCAUCCCUGAAGAGGAGGAAGAGGAGGACGAGGACCAGGAGGAGCAUGAAGAGAAGCCAGGGGCAGGCUGUUCUUCCCAAGACCCUGGCCCACCUGAACCUGCAUUGCUGGUGCUGGGCUGUGACAGGGGUCAUACCCAAGGGCCUGGCCUGUGUCCCCUGUCUCCUGAGCCCUCCAGGGCCAGGGACCACCUGGAAGAUCUAUCUGGACUAGUUGGUGGAAGCUGCCGGAGGAGAGGAGGUGGCUCCCCUGAGAAGCCCCUAAACCGCCGGCGACCUCCAGAUCCCCGGGAACACUGCAGCCGGCUUCUCAGCAAUGGUGGGCCCCAGGCCUCUGCACGUCCAGGCCUCCCACGGGACAGGGCUGGCCUCCCUGUGAUUGAGGGCACCAAGGGUGGACUAGAGGCUUGUGGGAGAGGGCGAUCAGGCCCUCCCCGGAGGUGCCUCCGUGGCCGGGCCCCAGAAUCUGGACUGGCCAGCUGCCUCUCCCCGAAGUGCUUGGAAAUCAGCAUCGAAUAUGACUCUGAGGACGAACAGGAAGCAGGCAGCGGGGGCAUCAGCAUCACCAGCUCCUGUUACCCUGCAGAUGGGGAGGCCUGGGGCACAGCACCUAUAGCAAGGCCCAGAGGGCCUCUGAAGAUCAAUUCAGGUCCCAGUCCCUACCCACGCCUCCCAGCCUGGGAGAAAGGGGAGCCAGAGAGGAGAGGGCGCGGUGCGACUGGCAGAGCCAAGGAGCCACCCUCCCGGACAACAGAGGUUGGUGAGGCCAGAGGGCAGGAUUGCUCUGGGCGGAGGGGACCCCAGAAGAGAGGGGCCCGGGUGCCCAGGCCAGGUGCCACUGAGCUGGCUCCACCAAGGAGCCCCCCAGAAGCACUGGUUCACCAGGACCUACCCAUCAGGCUCUUUGUGGCUCUGUUUGACUAUGACCCCGUGUCAAUGUCGCCCAACCCGGAUGCUGGAGAAGAGGAGCUCCCUUUCCGGGAGGGCCAGAUCCUGAAGGUGUUUGGGGAGAAGGAUGCUGAUGGCUUUUACCAGGGUGAAUGUGGGGGCCGGACGGGCUAUAUCCCCUGCAACAUGGUGGCUGAGGUGGCUGUGGACAGUCCUGUGGGGAGACAGCAGCUACUCCAGCGGGGCUAUUUAUCUCCAGAUGUUGUCCUUGAGGGCUCAGGAAAUGGUCCCUUUGUGUACUCUACGGCCCGCACAGCUGGGCCUCCCCCCAAGCCACGCCGCUCCAAGAAAGCGGAGGCAGAAGGCCCUGUCCAGCCCUGUCCAGGGCCCCCCAAGCUGAUUCCCUCUGCUGACCUGAAAUCUCCCCGCCCUAUGGUGGCUGCAUUUGACUAUGACCCCCGGGAGAACUCCCCCAACAUGGACGUGGAGGCAGAGCUGUCCUUCAGGGCUGGGGAUGUCAUUACCGUGUUUGGGAACAUGGACGAUGAUGGCUUCUACUACGGUGAACUGAACGGACAAAGGGGCCUAGUUCCAUCCAAUUUCCUGGAGGGACCUGGGCCUGAAGCAGGCAGUCCAUACAGGGAGCCUGGGAUUCCCCAAGCGGAGAGUCAGGACUGGGUCAGCAUGACACGAGGGCCUCCAGUGCCCCCAGGCUGGCAUCGUGCCCCCAGCCCUGGAAGCCCCUCCAGGACUGAACUGGGGGAGCCACAGGGCACAAUUGAGAAGGUACGGGGUCUCCUCUCCAGAGGGAAGCAGCUCCUCAGGAAACUGGGCUCUGGGAAGAAGGAGUGAAGCUGUGGCCCAUCCUGCAGGCAGAAGUGGACCCCAGACAUUCCCAGGAACCUGUCCUGGCUGGCAGGGAGGCCCCAGCACUCCCGUUUUCUGAGUGAACACUGGAUGGGAAUCAGAGAGACUUGGCAAAGGUGGGAGCUAGAGGGGUCCUUACGGAGGAAUCCUCCAGACGGGCCCCUUCCUCUCCAGGAGGGUAAACUGAGGCCAACAGUGGCCGAUGUCACUGAGCACCCAGGCAGACCAGGACUGGACCCCGGACUGUUGACGCCCGUCCGCCCACCUAGUCCAAUCCUAGUUCCCCACCGCACUACGCUGAUUUCUUCUUUGGCCCUCCCUACUCCCAGGAUGGGACUCGGGUCCUCCUGACCACGUCUUCCCUCUCCUGAAGGAAAGUCAGCCCUGGUGUCUCCCCAGUCGGGCGGGCGGAGCCGUGUAUAUAUGUACAUACUCAGUGCCUCAGUCCAGCUCCUCCAUCUCGCUUCCACUGCACAGGCCCGGGAAGGAGAAAGGCCAUGCCAAAGCGGGCCUGACCCCGCCCCACAGUGCUCCACCCCUCCCUGCCCAGGCCUCCUGGUCCCUGUGUCACCCCACCCCUGAAAACCUCGGGGACCAGAGGGCAGAAAGCAGGAGUUGGGUUUGCCUUAUUUUGCUCAUUGGAUUCAACUUCUCUUUUGCGUUUUCUUCUGGCCCCUGUCGGAGUCCAGGGGCUGAGGGAAGGACAGAUUUAUGCAGCUAUUUUCAUACAUUCCCUGUUGAGAGUGGUCGGGGUCCUCCCUUUAGCCUAACCAUCCCAUCCCUCACCCUCUGGCUGGGUGAGUCUCUGCAUGUUUCCUUCACUGUGGUGGGAGAUUGUUUGACUGAACCCCUACGCCCACCUUGGUCUCCAGGGGUGUGGAUGGUGGGGGAUUUGUUUAAAAAGACAUUUUAUUAUAAUAAAGUCUAU